UGGGAUAACAUGAACCAAUCGCUGGUGGGUGCUUCUCCGCGCGCCGGUCGAUCUCAAAUUGUUGGUGUAGCAAUCCGCUUAUUGCGACUCAAACUCCAACGCCCACACCCGAAUGUUUUUGACGGCUUAUCCGACUUCAACCUCCUCAAACUCCAAAUCCAAGAUCAACAAUCCAAAGAACUCUUUGGCCGAUUUCAAAGCAGAAUUCAUAAUUCGAGUAUAAAGCCCACAUCCUGUCCUUUGUCCUCAAAAUUGCAUUCAAAUUCACCCAUCUCUCUCUGCCAGACACAAUUCCACUCUACAACCAACACACCCCAAAUCCAAACCUCAAAAUGGCCCCCUCCAUGAUCUCCCUUCCACCAGCAGCCUGCUGCGCCAAAGGAACUCUACAUGAAGGAACUACGACGGGAACGAUGGAGAAGAUUGGUGAUAUUGACGUCUACUUCGCACGUCCCGCCAGCAACUCAACCGAAAAAGCGGUCAUCAUCUUUGGCGACAUCUUCGGCAUCUACCAGAACGCCAAGCUGGUUGCCGACAACUUCGCCGCGCGCGGAUUGCUCACGAUCGUCCCGGAUCUGCUGGAUGGCGAUACCUUGUCCACUGACGAUUUCGAUAGCAAGAAUGUGGAUAUCCCUGCUUGGGUCCAGAGACACCCACCGGAUCUCGUGGAUCCUAUCGUCGCGAAGGUCAUUGCUCACCUGCGCGAGACUUUGAAGGUCGAGAGGAUCGCUGGAGUUGGGUACUGCUUCGGCGCUAAGUACGUGGUCCGUAACCUCAAGGGCGAGGGACUUCUGGACUCGGGAUACCUAGCUCAUCCGUCCUUUAUUACGACCGACGAGUUCUGGGCUAUCACAAAGCCUGUGUCGAUCGCUGCAUCUGAAAUCGACAGCAUCUUCACCCAGAAGAACCGCUAUGACGCGGAGAAGAUCCUGAUUGACCUGAAGAUCCCAUUCCAGAUCAACGUCUAUGGAGGCGUCGACCAUGGCUUUGCGCUCAGGACCGAUAUGAGCGUGAAGAAGAACUUGUACGCCAUGGAAGAUGCGUUCAAGCAGGCUGUUGCCUGGUUUGAGAACUGGUUGUGAUGGUAGGGAGGGUGAGAUUGUCUCCAGAGGAGCGAUCUGAGAUAUGAGCUUUGCUUUGUGGGGGUUUCGACGGAAGGAGCUUUGUUUGCUGCUAGGGAUUCGAUCGAUUGGUGGGUUAUGACACGGCGUUGGGAGGAAAGCGCUACUUGCUACUUGCUACACAUAGGAAUGAAUUAUGAUGACUCCCUGUCAAGACUCCUUCCCUUUUCAGACUCCCUUUAGCAACUCGCAUCCUACCGCAAGGGGAUGAUCUAUUUCAAUCUUCCAACAUCAGC
Molecule: messenger RNA, 1357 nt
Organism: Pseudogymnoascus verrucosus
Lineage: Eukaryota; Fungi; Ascomycota; Leotiomycetes; Thelebolales; Thelebolaceae
Exons: 4
Coding region: 333-1082 (249 amino acids)
Molecular function (GO): hydrolase activity
Source: RefSeq, a predicted model, not a curated record